Messenger RNA from Sphaeramia orbicularis (orbiculate cardinalfish), 1643 nucleotides. RefSeq names its product leupaxin (gene lpxn). The transcript has 9 exons. The coding region runs from base 147 to 1301 and encodes 384 amino acids. The record is from RefSeq and is a predicted model, not a curated record. NCBI's taxonomy places the organism in Eukaryota, Metazoa, Chordata, Actinopteri, Kurtiformes, Apogonidae. Gene Ontology annotation, biological process: endothelial cell migration; substrate adhesion-dependent cell spreading; transforming growth factor beta receptor signaling pathway.
GGUUCUGUAACAGACAAAAACUUUUGCGAGAGGAAGUGACGGUUUUGACCAGAUGAAAAUUUGGGCAGGUUACCUUGGUAACUAUCCACCCACAAAAAAGAUACACUCAGACUGAAGUCACUUCAUACUGAGAAGAAGGUGCAAACAUGGAUGAGCUAGAUUUGCUGUUAGAAGAACUGGCCCUGAAUCCAGCAGGUUCACAACAUACGGAUGACAACAGACCUAAUGAGGUGUCAGGUGGACUCUGUGAGGGACUCACCAGGAGCGGAAAUGCCACAAGUAGCUUUAAUGUUUACAGUGAGUUACCAGCUCCUGUGGCAGCCACGUCAGGGGAUAUAUCACCUACUAAAGAACUGGACUCUGUCUUGGAAGAUCUCUUGGGUGUUGCCCAAAAUGAUCCAGGGUCUGAAGUGUCCCCUCCACCACUUGCACAAAAGCAGUCAGUGAAAAGGAACACAGAGAAGAAGAGCACGACAACAGAUUCAGAUGCACAAGCCUCAACACAGAGCAAGAAAACAGAUGCUAUAGAUGACCUGUUAGGAGGCCUGAGCUCUGACUUGGAGAAAAUUGGUGUCCGCACCACAGCUAAAGGCCACUGUGCUUCCUGCAACAAGUGCAUUGUGGGAAAGAUGAUCACAGCACUGGGUCAAGUGUGGCACCCUGAGCACUUUGUGUGUGUGGCGUGUAAAACUGAGCUGAGUGGAAAAGGCUUCUUUGAGAGAGAGGGACGACCGUACUGUGACAGAGACUACCAUGAGCUCUUCGCUCCUCGCUGUGCCUAUUGCAAAGGGCCUAUCAUGAACAAUAUCGUGACAGCCCUGGACCAGACCUGGCACCCAGAACAUUUCUUCUGCACACACUGUGGAGGCCUGUUUGGACCUGAAGGAUUCCUUGAGAAGGAGGGGAAACCAUAUUGCUGCAAGGACUUCUACUACCUGUUUGCUCCGAAGUGCUUGGGCUGUGGGGAGUCGGUGAAGGAGAACUACCUGACUGCAGCCAAUGGCACCUGGCAUCCAGAGUGCUUCGUCUGCUCAGAUUGUCUGAAGCCGUUCGCUGAUGGCUGUUUCAUGGAACUGGAUGGUCGACCUCUCUGCUCACUGCACUUCCACUCGCGGCAGGGCACUCUGUGUGGUAGCUGUCACAAACCUAUCAUGGGCCGCUGCAUCUCAGCUUUGGAGAGCAAGUUUCACCCCGAGCAUUUUGUGUGCGCCUUCUGUCUGCGACAACUCAGCCAAGGCAUCUUCAAGGAGCAGAAGGGAAAGCCAUACUGUUUAACCUGCUUUAACAAGCUCUUUGUUUGAGACAUGCAGUGCAAAAAAUUACGUGACAUAAAUGCAAUGUUUUAUUGUGAAUGAUAAAAAUAUCCUCAUCGUAUGACUGACACACACAUAACCUCCUAAGACCCAGCUAUGGGUUUUCUGUCCACAUUUGUGGACAAGAGUUUUACAACUUUAUGCAAAAAAAAAGAAAAGAAAACUGUCCACCACAAAGGACAUUCCAUAAAAAUUUUAAAAACUGCAUCUGAAAAAAUGUUGCAUCUUGAUGUUUCCAAUAUAGGCAAUUAUUUAAUAAAAAAACAAAAAAAGCUUGUACUUUGCUGACAUUUCCUGGGUCUUAGGAGGUUAACAGAUGCAAAAACAUUG